Nerophis lumbriciformis (worm pipefish) is the source of this 2207-nucleotide messenger RNA. RefSeq lists its product as uncharacterized. Gene Ontology annotation, cellular component: nucleus. NCBI's taxonomy places the organism in Eukaryota, Metazoa, Chordata, Actinopteri, Syngnathiformes, Syngnathidae. Gene Ontology annotation, biological process: regulation of transcription by RNA polymerase II. The record is from RefSeq and is a predicted model, not a curated record. Gene Ontology annotation, molecular function: DNA-binding transcription factor activity, RNA polymerase II-specific; RNA polymerase II cis-regulatory region sequence-specific DNA binding.
AAGAAGAAGUGUGCUAACUGUCGUGAAAGCACAUCGACGGAGAAAGAAGCGAGCAGGACGCUAAUAAGUCAGUCUUAUUAUUUGUUCCCCAGUUUGAAAUAUUUAAGUCGUAUAAAAUACAUCUUUGAUUAUUUAUUCAAGGAUAAAGUCGUCUCGAUGCGCUAGAAGCACUGUGCCGCUUCUCCUGCUAUCUUUGCUUGUUAGUUAGCUUAGCUCGCUAGUUAGCUUAGCUUGUUAGCUGCUAACAGAAGUUAUCAACACAUCGCUAAGUAGAGAUCAAGUGUGAGAGUAAAGUGUUGUGAUUGUGUGAAAAUGUCUACAUUACAAAUGUUGAGAGCGUUGGUGGAUCAGCGACUAACUGCUGCCGUUGAAGAAAUAUUUGUAGUGUUAGAAAGAACGAUAGCAGAAUACGAGGCGGAACUUUCUAGAACAAAAGAGGAAAACAAUCAACUACUGGACGCUGUUUUCAAGAAACAUCAAGUCGUGUUACACAGAACAGAUGUCGAAGAAGAACCUCUACCUCAUGAGCAGGAGGAGGAACCACAGCCCCCCCACAUUAAAGAGGAAGAAGCAGAACACAUCGUUAGUCAGGAGGGAGAAUGUCUUGAAGAUCUGGUGGAGUUCCCAGUGACUGGUGUCCCUGUGAAGGGUGAAGAUGAUGAGGUCAAAGGUGAAAGUGAGGAGAAGAGCAGCAGCUCAACACAACACAUGACAACAGAAGCUGAUGGAGACCACUGUGGAGGAUCACAAGCAGACAAGCUCUUAGCUCCACUAUCAGAUAGUGAGGACACAACGUCACACUCUCCUGACACUGAUGAUGAAGACUUUAAAGAUGAUAAGACAUGUCACACUCGCUUGAAAUGUUCUCACUGUGACAAAACAUUUCGUUAUUGUUCUUAUCUGAAUAGACACAUGAGAACACACACUGGAGAAAACCCUUUUACCUGUUCACUCUGUGGUAAAGGUUUUACACAAAGUCACAAUUUGAAAGUGCACAUGAGAACGCACACUGGCGAAAAACCUUUUGUAUGUUCAGUCUGCGGUAAAGGUUUUACAGAAAGUCAGAAUUUGAAAAGACACAAGAGAACACACACUGGUGAAAAAGCACAUUCCUGUUCAAUUUGUGGUAAAUAUUUUGUACAAAGGCAACAUUUGAAAGUACACAUGAGAACCCACACUGGUGAAAAACCUUUUUCCUGUUCAGUCUGCGGUAAAGGUUUUACACAAAGUCCCCAUUUGAAAGUACACAUGAGCACGCACACUGGCGAAAAAUCUUUUUCCUGUUCAAUCUGUGGUAAAAGUUUUGCACAAAAUCAGUGUUUGAAAGUACACCUGAGAACACACACUGGUGAAAAACUCUUUUCCUGUUCAAUCUGCAACAGAAGCUUUUGUGACCAAUCAAACCUCAUAAGACACAUAAAAAGACACACAGUAGAGAAAGUGUCGAGUUGCAGUGUGUGUGAUGAAAGAUUCUCGUCCAAGUACCAGUGUAAGAAACACAAGUGUGCUGGUGAGAACAGCAGCAGCAAAUGAAACUGCAGGAUUUGAAAUAAACUGUCAAGACUUUCAUUUGGACUUUCUAACAACAUCAGCACAUAUAACAUGUGUGACAUUGUUGUUUGUGUAACAUUCUUUUUAAUAUGCUUUUAUAUUUAUACACUGUUUUUGUUCAGUCCAUUACAUGCAUUAACAUGCAACAUUGUGUACUUUUAUAUUGACAUAAACUAUUACAAGAAGAACAAUUUUACUAAAGAGGUCAUUAAAUCCAAAACAGUAUAAUUUGAACAGUUGUCUUUUAUACAAUUUUAAAACGUAUGAAUUUAUGAAUCAUUUGUUGGGUCUCUAUAAUCCAUUUUAUUAAUGAUCUUUAGUACUCCUAUUUUGUAAUAUGAUGAUUGUGUUGUGAUUGUUUUAUAUGUAUGUCCCCAGACCUUUAUGCAAUAUAAAAAUGAAAGCAAAUGACUGAAUUGUUUGUGGAAGGAUGGUUUUGUUUUUACCAACUUACAUAUGUGGAUAAUACACACAAAAAAUCCCAUUAUUGUGUUUUAACAUUUUUUUUUCUUUUUUUUCCUUUUCUUUUUAACAUCCCCAAAACAAUACAAAUUUCAGAAAACAAGUGUGGAGUGUCAGACAAAGGCCAAUAUUGUACAUCAUCCCACAUAGAUUUACUUUGCAUACAUUCAUAAAAUAAACUGUUUAUUUUGUUU